Nylanderia fulva is the source of this 1478-nucleotide messenger RNA. It is a transcript of the gene Vta1, whose product is annotated as vesicle trafficking 1. NCBI's taxonomy places the organism in Eukaryota, Metazoa, Arthropoda, Insecta, Hymenoptera, Formicidae. Gene Ontology annotation, biological process: late endosome to vacuole transport via multivesicular body sorting pathway. Gene Ontology annotation, cellular component: multivesicular body. The record is from RefSeq and is a predicted model, not a curated record.
AAUCCUGACCGCAGUGUAUAUAUGCGUGUACAAUACGAGAAUAAUUGGUUAUACUCUGAUAAAUCAUCUUUAAUCAAGUAUUAGAAGGAUCCUGGUAAUUAAAAUUCGUGCGUUAAAAAAUAUAUUUCCGAUUAUUUUCGAGAAAUAAUUUGAGGAAGAGGAGAAUUAAACUUUCAUCAUCUUUGACGUCUCUGUUACUUCGAUGGCAUUGACAGGACCCGACUUGCCGAAGACUCCGGCUCCUCUGAAAAGCAUUCAUCAAUAUUUAACGAUCGCGGCGAAGCACGAUCAGCGAGACUGUGUCGUUAGUUAUUGGUGCCGUCUUUAUGCUCUUCAAACUGGAUUGAAGCUAUCUACGAAGACAUCGGAGGAAACAAAUUUCUUAUUAAAGUUAAUGGACUGGCUGGAGGCAACAAAGAAGGAAUUGCAUGACAACGAGGCCAUCACUAACGAUGUAGCUGCUCAAGCACACUUGGAAAAUUGGGCCUUGAAGCUCUUCUUAUAUGCCGAUAAGAACGACAGAGCUGCAAAUUUCUCCAAGAACGUAGUGCAGAGCUUUUAUACCGCACAGGUAUUGUAUGAUGUGUUGACACUGUUUGGAGAACUGAGCGUAGAAGCAGCACAGAAUCGAAAGUAUGCGCAAUGGAAGGCAGCUUAUAUCCACAACUGCUUGGUGAAUGGGGAAACUCCAGUACCAGGGCCGAUGAAAGAAGAAGGUGAAGAAAAUGAUGCUGUUGAGCCAUCGAACCAAGAUGUAGAUGAAGAUGCAGAUUUGAAUUCUGCAGCUGAAAGUCCCAAGGAUAAUACUCCCCAAAAUUUUCCAUCUAUUCCUGCAAAUCCACUAAGUACAAGAACUCAGUUAUUUGAUCCAGAAGAUGCUGCAUAUAAGACGGAAAGCGGUGCUACUCUGACGGUAGAGCAAAUUAGUAAGGCUCAAAAGUUUAUGAAAUGGGCGAAUAGCGCAUUGGACUAUGAUGAUAUAUCUACUUCUGUAAUGAAUCUGCGGAAAGCAUUGCAUCUUUUAACUACUGGCCAGGAACCUGCAUAGAGGAAGAAAGCGCAACUAUAUAACUGCUUGCUUUGCAAUUAUCUGCGUUAAACUUGUCGCCUGUUUCCUGUAAUGGUCAGUAAAAAAUAUUUUAUUAACAUUGAACAAUUUUUAUAUACGUGCAACUUUUUUGAAUACAGAUAAUAGAAGGCGAAAAUAGAAACAAGUUUACAAUAACUAGUCAAAUUGGCCUUGAAUAAUACGUAUGUGUUGCACUUAUAUAUAAUUAAAACGAAGGUUGUUACAGAUUACGUUUUUAGCUGUUGUUGUUCACAAUAAGAUAUAAUUGUAGAUUGAUCAUAUUUAUUAAAAUUACUUGCCGUGAGAACUUCAAUAUGUUCUCUAAUAAAAAUUCCAACGUCGCAAUAUUCUGUUCCUCAAAUAAUGUUUUUAAUAACAUUAUCAAUGUAAACAUUUUUUCAGAAAGAAA